AUGAGCAAAAAGUUCAAGUCGCAGGCCUCAAGCAGUCGCGCAGCUGCCGGCGCUUUUGGCAGCUUUGGAGGAUUUUCGAAUGCACUUGAUAGUGAUGGCCGUGAAUCUUCAGCACUCACAUACAUCACAGAGCCACCAGAUCUCUCUCGGAUCUCGGAUCAGCGCGUAGUGAUCGCGUACAAGAACUUAUUGAAGAAAGAUGAGACCACUCGCACGAAGGCCUUAGAUGAGCUCAAGGACUUUAUCGGAUCUGUGGAAGCUCGAAAAGGCACUUUAGACGAUGGAUUCUUGGAAGCUUGGGUCAAAGUUUACCCACGAGCUUCUAUCGACCUGUCACGAAGAGUCCGGCAACUAGCCCACACUAUUAUGGGUUUAGUUGCAGGACUUGUUGGGAAGCGAAUUGCACCAUUCAUUCCUAAGGUUGUUGGAGCUUGGCUGGCUGGACUCUAUGAUAGUGACCGUCCAGUUCAUCGUUCGGCCCUGGACUCCUUGACCAUUGUCUUUUCCACGGAAGCAAAAAGAAGUAACCUCUGGAAGUUCUAUCAAAAGGCUAUUCUAGACUUUGUUGAGGAUGUUCUUCUUCACCAGACAUCAUCCACUUUAAGUGAUGAACGGACAGUCAAGUCUGAUGACGCAAAGGCUAAGUAUGCGCGAGUUGUCGGCGCUGGCCUCUUGCUGUUCAAUCGAAUCCUAGGAAAUUCCUCCGACGAAGAGCUCCAGAAGAACGCUGCGGAGAUUGGAAUUUUGCUUGGAAACAAGGCAUUGUGGGCCUUUUGCGCCCAUGAAGAUCCUUUUGUGCGUCGUUCUGCAUACAUUCUCCUACGGUCAGCUGUAUCUCGCGAGCCCGCCUGGAUUGACUGGCAGGUCUUGAGUUCCUGUGUCAUUGCAAAGUCGCUCUCAAUUGCUCAGUUGGGGUCCGCUUCUGAGCUUUCGGAGUCCCUCCUUUUGUUAACAUCUUCACGACCACAAGUCUGGACUGACGAUUAUUCUGGCAAAACCUCGGCGUCGAAGAGAUUACGCCAGUACAUUCAGAGGGGAUCACAAGGAGGUCACGCGAGCUUCUGGUCAAAUCUUGACCAGAUAAUUCGUACUGUGCCCCACAGUAUACUUGCUGGAGCUGACAAGACGACAGCGGACGAAAUGGUGACAAUUGCUAGUGCAUCGAUUUUGACCGAGACUCUCCGAGAUGGCCUCACUUCUCGAGAAGAGCCCAGGCAGAAUCUUCAUGUGGGCUGGAAAACAUACGUGAAAAUUGCGAGCUGGCUUUUGACCAUUUUACCUCAGAAUGAAGGUCAUGAAUUUAUCGAGACUCAACUCUUUCCGCUGGUGGCAUACUAUGUACAACCUAGUCAUGAGAAGUCGAAAUGGAGUCUUCCGCCCCAGUUUGGAAAGGAAAUCUGUGUGGAAUGCAUCACCUCGGUCGUUUCAAACGGAUUCAAUGAAGAUCUUGAGAAAUUCUGGGCGACUCUGUCAGAUAACCUGCUCACGGCUGUGAAGGUGUCAGCUCCUGAGCAAUCAAAGGAUUUCAAAGCAUCCCAGGAUUCAAUCAGCUCCCAAGCUAUGCGACAGUUGUCUCUUGUCUCUGCCGUCCUUCCAACUUUGAACAACAACGAUCUUCAACUUCAGGCACAGAACGCCUUCGACAAGGCGACCCGUUCUCUUCUUGAAGGCAGCAUUCAAGUUCUCUGUGCUCGCAAUGGUAAACCGUACAGCGCCGCUGGCGUGGUCGAAGAGUGUGUCAAAAACCAAGGAUAUUUGGUCAAGACUUCACCGGCCUUUUUGAACUUCAUCCAAAAAGACGCACCUGAGCUUCUAUUCUCGCCAUCAGGCGGACGACUUAUUGCAAUCAUCUUAGCUUGCAAGGAGUGGGAUGAUUUUUCUUCGACUUUUGAGAAUGUUGUUGAGAAAGCGAUGGAACUCGAGCCUGAGCAAGCAAAUGCAGUAGUCCUUCAGAGCUUACUGUCGAGCCUGGAUUUCAAUGAGAUUGAAAACGCGGACAAGCUUUCUUCGCUGAUGAUGAAAGCUGUGGAUAGGGCUUUAGACAGCAGUGAUUUGCAUUGGUCAUUCGUCAUUGCGGCUCUUCAGAACAAAACAUCAAAAGGUCAGCUGAGAGACCGAAUUCUCUUGAGGCUUCUUGACGCGCUUUCGGAAGAUCAGACUGUCCUCAGUGGCUUGCACGGCUUUUACCGCCUCGGAGAAGCAGUUCCAUCUGCAAUUCGUGAGCUUCAGACCGGAGAAAAUGGCUCAAAACUCUCAGCAAAGUUGCUCUACCUGGCCGAGUCUCCAUCAGAGGACGUUGCAAGCUUGGCGGAGUCGCUCAUCCAGGCUUUCAAGGACAAAGUUGUUGGUGAGACAAGCGCAAAGUCAAAGAUUGAAAUCCUUCAGAAUGAGUUUACCCAAGUCAGCGGGGAGUCUUUGUCCAUUGAGUCUCUCCUACUGAUCGGCGAGGAGCUGGCACGCGGCUUGAGCUCAGAUGCAGCUAAUGACUCAGCCGACAAUCUCCUCCCCCCUUCGAGCGCGUGGGAGGUUGCUAUGAGACCUUUCUUACUGCUUCCACCACGUCCUUCAUUGGCGCUCACUAGCCCGCUACUUGGUGCUGUCCAUCUGGUCAAUAACGAUGUUUCCGAAUCUUUGUGGUCGUUACAGCUUGCUAUUCCUCGAGAUUCGAAUCACUACUCAGCUGCGUUCCGCCUGGCCAGUUAUUCCAUCCGAGCUCUCUCCUCUUUUGGAAUCUUGCGGCGCCUGUCCGAGAAUCAACUAAAGACUCUUAUUUACUAUGUCCCUUUGGCUGUUCAACUCAUCGACGAUGAUCUGAGCAUAGAGCAUUCAAAUGACAUCUUAGGACUCAAGUCUGCCGACCAGCGCGAGGAUUAUGUGGAUUUAGUCAUUAAGGGACGACAACUGAUCAGUGGCUGGACACACGACAAUCAAACGUUGCUCCUUUCCCAGACGACAGUGUCAUUCUUCGUUACCUCGUUUUGGGAAGGCACGCUCGAGAAUUUGAGCGGAAACACCCCACUCGAAUACCGCGUUGGAGAAGCUUUUACUAAGAUCAUGACGUCCGUGGAAGCGUUGGAGAAUCCCAAACCCGCCGAGGAGGUCGCAAAGAUUUGCCGAGAAGCAAGGACGGCCAACGGUAUUCGCUCAGCGUCAUGGUUUGCGGUUUUACGAAGCUCAAUUCUUUCGAGUACCACAGGGAGCAGAAUUUGCAAUGAGAUGGUUGCCGACUCUACUGGUCUCAAGCCUGAUGAUCCUUCUUCCAAUGGACUGCGAAAACUCGUACUGCUGAACGUUCUUCUGUCUGAAGAUAGCGGAUUCGUGUCCACAAUUCCGACUCAGAGAUUGGUCUUCCUCGCGAAGCACUUGAUCGAGUGCGCGCAAGCGGGCACAAUGUCUCUAGCCUUACGAGCUGAAAUUCUUCGCACCUUGGCACUUAUUAUUCCUGGCCUUGCUGAGCUCUAUGGCUCUCACUGGGAGGAUAGUAUGGAUUUAAUUAGCGGGGUCUUCCGAGAGAUCAAUGGAGGGGAAGAAGGGCUGCCCCUGGUGUUCUCAGCUUUCAAGAUCUUCGCCAACCUCAAGUCGCUGGCGGAUGGAGAGAGCAACGACGACCUCAAGGAUGCUUGGAUGGAGCGAAAGACUGGCCUAUUUAACGAUGUGGCUUCUACCAUCAGCAAGUUCGCCUUCUUAGAUUCCGACACUACUUAUCAUCAACCGCGCGAUGUUGUUGUCGAUCUCUUAGGUCGACUCAUCAAUUCCAUUCCCGUCGACAAGCUUGAAGACGUCAGCGGGGUCUUUGGCCUCUUGACUGCGCAAAGCCGCUCUGUGCAGCGCGCUGCUUAUACUAUCCUUCACAGAUUCAUUCCACAGGCCCAGGAACAAGUUUCUUUUGACGUGGCUUUGUCAAAGACUUCUGUCAGUCUUCCAGAUGAGCUUGUUUCGUUGUUACUUGAGCCUCCGACCGCGCAGACGGUUCAGGACGCUUUCGACAAUGACAAGUCCUGGAUCACCAUCCGGGCCUACCUUUUGAGCUGGAAACUGGUCUUUGAUCACUUUUCACACGCAUCACUACCUGUACGAGAGCACUAUGCUGCCAACAUCAGUGAGAACGAGGUGUUGAUUCCUUUGCUGGAGUUUACAUUCGACUUUCUGCAAAGGUCUCAUGGCAGAAUUGUUGAUGCGUCAAAGUUCAACGUUGCCGACUUCGAAGUGGACCAGUCCGAAAAUCCCGAAGGGGAGACGCAGUGGCUGCUAAUUCAUUUGUACUAUCUGUGCCUGCGUCAUUUGGCCAAUCCGACGAAGAAUUGGUGGAUUGAUACCAAGAAACGCACCAAGGGCCCUGUGGAAGCCUGGACAGAAAAGCACAUCUCGCCACUUGUUUCCGCGGACUCAUUGCAAGGCGUCAUGGACUGGAUUUCAACUCAAGAUGCCAAUGAGGAAAGAGCGUUGAAUGUGAAGAUCUCGCCCAAGACCGCCGAGAUCAUCGCCAGUAUACCCGUGGACGAAGAAUCACCACCAGUGUCCAUCUCAAUUUCUCUUCCGCCGGCGUAUCCUCUGCACCCCGCUCAAGUGGUCGGCCGCAGCCGCGUGCUGGUGGAUGAAAAGAAGUGGAAGAGCUGGCUCCUCACAAUUCAGGGAGUCAUCAUGUUCGCCAACGGGAACUUAGUGGACGGUCUGCUCGCCUUCCGGCGCAACGUGCAGGGUGCCCUCAAGGGCCAAAGUGAGUGUGCCAUCUGUUACUCUGUCAUCUCGACGGAUAUGCAGACCCCGAAUAAGCGGUGUGCCACCUGCAAGAACACCUUCCAUUCGGUGUGCUUGUUCCGCUGGUUCAAGAGCAGCAACCAGAGCACCUGUCCUCUCUGCCGUAACAACUUUGUAGGCCGUGGGCGCGGUAGCAGCAGCAGUGAUGGGCCCGAAAACAGUCAGGCUGGCCGAGUCACGGGAAAAGACCGCAUUGUUCAAAGCACUGACGGUGACGCGAGCGUCUCACGUCUCAGUGCGGUUCAGCUGGGGUACCUGAAUGACCCAUUUGCUGUAGCGUUGACGCCGCCCAAUUCUGCACAAAGAAGACUUCCUAUCAUAAAUCGAGGCACUUAUGUCCGCACUGUUGCAAUUGAUCAACUGGUCGAUCGCUUCCUCAAUGACCCUUCCUCUACCGGAAGCCACUGCAAAAAGCAGAUCAUUUCACUUGGAGCAGGCUCAGAUACUCGCGUCUUCCGGCUAUUCGCGAAAAGCGAUUACUCAUCACGCAUAAUUUACCAUGAGAUCGAUUUCGCUGUCAACACUUCUGCGAAGAUUCGCACCAUCCGCUCGACUCCACAAUUACAAAGAGCGUUGGGUAUCGAAGAAACGAGAGACAACGUCAGUAUCUCGGAUGCAGGCGAUGCGCUUCAUUCUCCUUCUUACCAUAUCCACCCGUGCGACUUGCGAUCUCUCAAGGCGGACCCUUCGGUAACGGAAUCGCUUCUGGGUAUCGAUCGGGGACUGCCGACAUUGCUGAUUUCAGAAUGUUGUUUGAUAUAUCUCCUGCCCUCGGAGGCGGUUCAGGUAUUGACAUUCUUCACUGGGCACCUUUUCGGUUCGCCACAAGGGUCUUCUGAGAAGGGAGAGCUGCAGCGUGGAUGUGCAAAGACUGUGCCGCUGGGGUUAAUCUUAUACGAACCAAUCCGACCCAAUGACGCCUUUGGCCGGACAAUGGUGUCCAAUCUUGCAACGCGCGGGAUCCAGUUGCAGACCCUCCACAAGUAUUCAUCCUUAGGGGCCCAGCGAGUUCGAUUACUGGAACAAGGCUUCCGGGCUGGUCAGGCAGCGGCCGAUAUUGACUUUAUUUGGGAGUGGUGGGUGAGUGAAGAGGAGAAGGGACGUGUUGCCGGUCUUGAAAUGCUUGAUGAGAUGGAGGAGUGGAAGUUACUUGCUCAGCACUAUUGUGUCUCCUGGGGAUGGAGAGAUGGAGACGACUCUGCAGUCUUUGAUGGCUGGAAAACAGUGCCAGCGCAGAGUGGAGACUGA
This is a messenger RNA of Penicillium diatomitis, 6006 nucleotides long. RefSeq names its product ubiquitin-protein ligase RKR1. Gene Ontology annotation, biological process: methylation; ribosome-associated ubiquitin-dependent protein catabolic process; rescue of stalled cytosolic ribosome. Gene Ontology annotation, cellular component: RQC complex; cytosol. The record is from RefSeq and is a predicted model, not a curated record. The transcript has 10 exons. NCBI's taxonomy places the organism in Eukaryota, Fungi, Ascomycota, Eurotiomycetes, Eurotiales, Aspergillaceae. The coding region runs from base 1 to 6006 and encodes 2001 amino acids. Gene Ontology annotation, molecular function: methyltransferase activity; zinc ion binding; ribosomal large subunit binding.